Messenger RNA from Rana temporaria (common frog), 2010 nucleotides. RefSeq names its product kynureninase (gene KYNU). The transcript is spliced from 14 exons. Gene Ontology annotation, molecular function: pyridoxal phosphate binding; kynureninase activity. The record is from RefSeq and is a predicted model, not a curated record. Gene Ontology annotation, biological process: NAD+ biosynthetic process. Lineage: Eukaryota; Metazoa; Chordata; Amphibia; Anura; Ranidae. The coding region runs from base 162 to 1559 and encodes 465 amino acids. Gene Ontology annotation, cellular component: cytoplasm.
AGCACAUUUACUGCACAUUCUUUAAAGUAGUCUGAAUGAAAUGACUUGUCUGGCUGCACUGUAAACCUUUGUGUUUCGUCAAAUCUUCUACAACACUUGAAAGUUUAUCAUCUUAAGGUCUGGUUAGCGUUCCUCAGUACAACUAAUCUCUCUCCAUCACCAUGAAUUCAUCUCCUCAUACGUCACCCAUAACCACAUUGGAAAAGCUGGCAUCUGAGCUCGGCUGCAGCAUAGUUGAUGAGAAACUGGCUAUUCACUUGGACAAUGAAGAUGAAUUAAAGCAUCUGAAACAAUGUUUUCACAUUCCAGCGAAAAAGGAUUUGCCAGCAACGGAGAAAUCUCUGAUUAACGAAGAAGACGCUUGCAUCUACUUCUGUGGCCAGUCCCUUGGGCUUCAACCAAAGAAGGUGAAAGAGUAUAUUGAUGAAGAAUUGGACAAAUGGGCAAAAAUGGGCGUUCAUGGCCACUUCAUCGGCAAUCGUCCAUGGGCACUGAGUGAUGAAUGCAUUGUGGAUCUUAUGGCAAAUCUUGUUGGUGCCAAAACCGGAGAGGUGGCGUUAAUGAAUGGACUGACGGUUAAUUUGCAUCUUCAGAUGCUAUCCUUUUACAAGCCUACAAAAGCUCGCCAUAAGAUCCUGCUUGAAGCCAAAGCUUUUCCCUCCGACCAUUACGCAGUGGAGUCGCAGAUUCAGCUUCAUGGACUCGAUGUGGAAUCCAGCAUGCUAUUAGUGCAUCCCCGCAAGGGAGAAGAAACACUGCGGACGGAGGAUAUCCUGUCGGUUAUUGAAAGGGAAGGAGAUACGAUUGCCCUCAUUUUAUUCUCCGGAGUUCAGUAUUAUACAGGACAGCUCUUUGACAUCCCCAAAAUAACAGAAGCCGGCCACAGAAAGGGAUGUUAUGUCGGCUUUGAUUUGGCCCAUGCCGUUGGCAACGUUGAGCUGCACUUACAUGACUGGGAUGUGGACUUUGCCUGCUGGUGUUCCUAUAAGUAUCUAAAUUCUGGAGCUGGUGGACUGGCUGGAGCUUUCAUCCAUGAGAAACUUUCCGGUACUAUCAAACCAUCGUUGGUUGGCUGGUGGGGUCACGAGUUCAAAUCCAGAUUCGGCAUGGAUAACAAACUGGAAUUAAGCAAAGGAAUUAAUGGAUUUCGUAUAUCUAACCCUCCUAUUCUACUGGUCUGUUCCCUGCAUGCAAGUUUAGAGGUUUUCAAUCAAACCAGCAUGAAGACCUUAAGAAAGAAGUCUGUUUUACUGACGGGCUAUCUGGAGUAUUUAAUUAAACAUUAUUACAGUGAAAACAUUGCUGAACCCGAGAAACCUUAUGCAAAAAUAAUCACGCCUUCUCGCAUUGAGGAGCGGGGUUGUCAGCUCUCCCUGACUUUUUCGUUGCCCAUAAAAGCUGUUUACGAGGAGCUGGAAAAAAGAGGAGUCGCGUGUGAUAUGCGGGAGCCCAAUCGUUUACGGGUGGCACCAGUUCCACUCUACAACUCUUUUCAUGAUGUCUUCAAAUUUGUUCAAAUUUUGGGAGAAUCUUUGGAUGCUGGUCAGAAAAAAAUCUGAACUUCAGGAAACAGACAAAGAAAAUUUCCAUUGAAGUUACAUAGAUUCUCGUCCAGUCUCUAUAAAUGUCUAGGUCAUCGUUGUACUUGUAUCCAAAGCCAACAUAUUUUUCUGUUUUGGAUAGAAUGGGGAAUAGACAAAACCCCUGUCUGUUUAUUUUGUGCUAUCUCUGUCUUAUUGGUGAGGUUUCAGAGACACAGCAGGAAAUGAAAAGAAAAUCUCUCAAAAGUGAAAGGAAAAAGUGUCCCCAGUAAAAGAUUUCCCUUAUUUUCCUGGAACAAAUGUAAAAGUUGGAAUUUUUACGUCACUUGUGUCCAGAGGCAAUAGUCACCAGUACACCGGGACGGGACGAGAGGGUGAAUCUCCCAAGCACAGGCACAGACACACUUCACCCUCACAGCAGUGUUGUUAUUAUUAUACAAUAAAAAAUAAGUGUAUAUAUAUAUAUAUA